Messenger RNA from Boeremia exigua, 564 nucleotides. RefSeq lists its product as uncharacterized. The coding region runs from base 1 to 564 and encodes 187 amino acids. The record is from RefSeq and is a predicted model, not a curated record. The transcript has a single exon. NCBI's taxonomy places the organism in Eukaryota, Fungi, Ascomycota, Dothideomycetes, Pleosporales, Didymellaceae.
AUGUCCCCCCCCAACACCCCCACCUUCAAAAUCACAAAACCCACCCGCCGCCUCUGCGACCGCCGCCUAGCACGCACCCACGACGCCACCCACCCCCCAAAAUACCACCUACGAACGCGCCGCGACAACCCCGCCCUCGCCGCCAAACUCGCCCAAAUGCGCCUCCCCAUCGCCCCAAUCGUGCACCUCACCACCGGCCUCCCGGGCCCUUGUUACCCGCAUACCCUGCUCCACCUCUUCACCCUCACGGAACCGCAACUCGACGCCCUUGCAGCCUUUUACAGCCAAACCAGCCCCUCAGAAUACUCGAACGCAUAUCCGCAGACUAUGGACUGGGGCCGCGCGUGCUUGAGUCGGGAUCCGGGGUUGCCGGAGGAGUGCCGCAUGCGCGAUCUGGAGAGGUUGAAGGUUAAGAUGCGCAUGUUUGCAAGGUUUGUCGGGAUGCGCGGGGCGGAGACGCCGGGGUGGGAGGUUGAGAGGCAGGUGGAGUUGUUGGGGAGGAGGAUUCGGAGGGUGGUUAGGGGGGAGGGGAAGGGGUGGGGGGGUUUGGACACGGGGCGGUGA